Linderina pennispora is the source of this 1100-nucleotide messenger RNA. Its product is annotated as cyclin-like protein. The coding region runs from base 58 to 840 and encodes 260 amino acids. Gene Ontology annotation, molecular function: TBP-class protein binding; RNA polymerase II general transcription initiation factor activity. Gene Ontology annotation, cellular component: nucleus; transcription preinitiation complex. NCBI's taxonomy places the organism in Eukaryota, Fungi, Kickxellomycota, Kickxellomycetes, Kickxellales, Kickxellaceae. Gene Ontology annotation, biological process: transcription preinitiation complex assembly; transcription initiation at RNA polymerase II promoter. The transcript is spliced from 3 exons. The record is from RefSeq and is a predicted model, not a curated record.
AAAAUUUUUAUCUCCACUUUGUAAAACCAAAAAAACCCUCCAUACAUUUUUUUCACGAUGCCUUCUACAGACACAACACCAGUGCGCAGCCCAACAAUACCGUGCGCACAGUGCACAUCCCGUAUCCACAUCACGCCGACGGCAUGCAGCUGCCAUAGCUGGACAACAAUCAAGCAGACGCAGCUGCAAGACGCACUUUUGCUAAUGGACGUGGCCGGCAGCGACUCUGGCGACUCGACAGCGGCCGAAUCGCCCAAGCCGGCAAGCCGCGCGGCGCAGCAGCGGCACGAGCGCAAUCUCACGCGGGCCUUCUCGCAGCUCUCGCAAAUGUGCCAGUCGAUGGACCUUUCGCUGACAAUAGACCAUACUGCGCGCUCGCUGUAUCAACGCGCCGAGGCCCGCAGCCUGCACCGCGGCAAAAGCCUCGAUGCCAGUCCUGGCCACGAGGGCGUGCCAAGGACCUUUAAGGAGAUCUGUGCGUUGACGCGCCUGGGCGCCUGCAGUAUGUCGUCGGGCGAUCUGAUGGCUAGGUUCUGCGCGAAUUUGUCGCUGCUCAGGGGCGCCGUGGAGUGUGCAGUGGAGCUGAGCAGACGCGCCAGGGAGUGCGAUACGUUGGCGGGCAAGAGCCCUGUGUCGGUGGCCGGCGCUUGCAUUUAUAUGGCGUCGCAUUUGGUCGGCCAGCCCAGGGACGCCAAGGUUAUUUCCAAUGUCGCUGGGGUCAGCGAAGUCACGAUUAAGAACUCGUAUCGGUUGCUGUUUGCCGACCGCAAGCGCCUGCUGUCCGACGACCUGCUGGCGCUUGCCCAGCACGCUUCCAUAGACCUUCUGCCUCUGCCCUGACUCCAAAUGCUGUCCUGGCCGCAUCUGCCUUUACUCUUCUAGUAUAAAUUUGUUGAAAAACGGUAUCUGGUUCCCAAUGAUUCCUUGUCCCUUGUGGGGGAGCUGCAUCCGAGGCCUAAAACUCAGGCAGGGGAUUCUCUGAGCUUUGGGCGAAGGCGUAAGAGCAUACAGCGAUCAGAUCCUGUCCCGUGACCUUUUGCAUCACUAGCACUGAGAGAUUCCGCCCCAUGGCUUUUUCUCCUGUGCUUUUCCACCUCUUG